UUAUUGGAGUGUGGAGCAAGCGGCCGGUCUGCAGUCGGAGACUUGCAGGCAGCAAAUACGGUGCGAACAAACUGGAGGGGGAAAAAAAAAUUAAAAAGCUGAACGUGGAGCAGCCGGCCGGAGAUCGAGAAGGGGAAUCGAUGCGAGGAGCGCAAUACUAAUUUUUUAAAAAAUUCAAAAACAAAAAAAAAAAUCCAAACCCAAACCCAUCUCGGAGCAAACAGCAUUUAAAAAGCUACCACUCAACUGAAAGCUAAAAUAAAACCUGCUCAUGCACCAUGGUUUUUCAAACUCGGCACCCUUCAUGGAUUAUUUUAUGCUACAUCUGGCUGCUCCGCUUUGCACACACCGGGGAGGCGCAGGCUGCAAAGGAAGUACUACUGCUGGAUUCUAAAGCACAACAAACAGAGUUGGAAUGGAUUUCCUCUCCACCCAAUGGGUGGGAAGAAAUUAGUGGUUUGGAUGAGAACUACACCCCGAUCCGAACGUACCAGGUGUGCCAGGUCAUGGAGCCCAACCAAAACAACUGGCUGCGGACUAACUGGAUUUCGAAAGGCAAUGCACAAAGGAUUUUUGUAGAAUUGAAAUUUACCUUGAGGGAUUGUAACAGUCUUCCUGGAGUACUGGGAACUUGCAAGGAAACUUUUAAUUUGUACUAUUAUGAAACAGACUACGACACUGGCAGGAAUAUAAGAGAAAACCUCUAUGUAAAAAUAGACACCAUUGCUGCCGAUGAAAGUUUUACCCAAGGUGACCUCGGUGAAAGAAAGAUGAAGCUGAACACUGAGGUGAGAGAGAUUGGACCUUUGUCCAAAAAGGGAUUCUAUCUUGCCUUUCAGGAUGUAGGGGCUUGUAUAGCUUUGGUUUCUGUCAAAGUGUACUACAAGAAGUGCUGGUCCAUUAUUGAGAACUUAGCUAUCUUUCCAGAUACAGUGACUGGUUCAGAAUUUUCCUCUUUAGUGGAGGUUCGAGGGACAUGUGUCAGCAGUGCUGAAGAAGAAGCAGAAAAUUCACCCAGGAUGCACUGCAGUGCCGAAGGAGAGUGGUUAGUGCCCAUUGGAAAAUGUAUCUGCAAAGCAGGAUACCAGCAAAAAGGGGACACAUGUGAACCCUGUGGUCGUGGGUUCUAUAAAUCUUCUUCUCAAGAUCUUCAGUGCUCUCGUUGUCCAACUCACAGUUUUUCUGAUAAGGAAGGUUCCUCAAGAUGUGAAUGUGAAGAUGGAUAUUAUAGGGCCCCUUCUGACCCAUCAUAUGUUGCAUGCACAAGGCCUCCAUCUGCACCGCAAAACCUCAUUUUCAACAUCAACCAAACUACAGUAAGUUUGGAAUGGAGUCCUCCAGCAGACAAUGGCGGAAGAAAUGAUGUGACCUAUAGAAUAUUGUGUAAACGGUGCAGUUGGGAGCAGGGCGAGUGCGUUCCCUGUGGGAGUAACAUCGGAUACAUGCCCCAGCAAACUGGAUUAGAGGAUAACUAUGUCACUGUCAUGGACCUGCUAGCCCAUGCAAAUUAUACUUUUGAAGUCGAAGCUGUAAAUGGAGUUUCUGACUUAAGCCGUUCCCAGAGGCUCUUUGCGGCUGUCAGUAUCACCACUGGCCAAGCAGCUCCCUCGCAAGUGAGCGGAGUAAUGAAGGAGAGAGUGCUGCAGAGGAGUGUGGAGCUUUCCUGGCAGGAACCAGAGCAUCCCAAUGGAGUCAUCACCGAAUAUGAAAUCAAGUAUUACGAGAAAGAUCAAAGGGAACGGACCUAUUCGACAGUAAAAACUAAGUCUACUUCAGCCUCCAUUAAUAAUCUGAAACCAGGAACAGUGUAUGUUUUCCAGAUUCGUGCUUUUACAGCUGCUGGCUAUGGAAAUUACAGUCCCAGACUUGAUGUUGCAACACUAGAGGAAGCUACAGGUAAAAUGUUUGAAGCUACAGCUGUAUCCAGUGAACAAAAUCCUGUUAUUAUCAUUGCUGUGGUUGCAGUAGCAGGGACCAUAAUUUUGGUAUUUAUGGUCUUUGGUUUCAUCAUUGGAAGAAGGCAUUGUGGAUAUAGUAAAGCUGACCAAGAGGGGGAUGAAGAACUUUACUUUCAUUUUAAAUUUCCAGGCACCAAAACCUACAUUGACCCUGAAACCUAUGAGGACCCAAAUAGAGCUGUCCAUCAGUUCGCCAAGGAGCUAGAUGCCUCCUGUAUUAAAAUUGAGCGUGUGAUCGGUGCAGGAGAAUUUGGAGAAGUCUGCAGUGGUCGACUGAAGCUCCCAGGGAAAAGAGAUGUUGCUGUAGCCAUCAAAACCCUGAAAGUCGGUUACACAGAGAAACAAAGAAGAGACUUUUUGUGUGAAGCAAGUAUCAUGGGGCAGUUUGACCACCCGAAUGUUGUCCAUUUGGAAGGGGUUGUUACGAGAGGAAAGCCAGUCAUGAUUGUCAUAGAAUUCAUGGAAAAUGGAGCUCUAGAUGCAUUUCUCAGGAAACAUGAUGGACAAUUUACAGUCAUUCAACUCGUCGGAAUGCUGAGAGGAAUUGCUGCCGGAAUGAGAUAUUUGGCUGAUAUGGGAUAUGUUCACAGGGACCUUGCUGCUCGCAAUAUUCUUGUCAACAGCAAUCUUGUUUGUAAAGUGUCAGAUUUUGGCCUAUCCAGGGUUAUAGAGGAUGAUCCUGAAGCUGUCUAUACAACUACUGGUGGGAAAAUUCCAGUGAGGUGGACUGCACCUGAAGCUAUCCAGUACCGGAAAUUCACAUCAGCCAGUGACGUAUGGAGCUAUGGAAUUGUCAUGUGGGAAGUUAUGUCGUAUGGAGAAAGACCUUACUGGGACAUGUCAAAUCAAGAUGUUAUUAAAGCAAUAGAAGAAGGUUAUCGUUUGCCUGCACCUAUGGACUGCCCAGCUGGUCUGCACCAGCUGAUGCUAGAUUGUUGGCAGAAGGAGCGCGCUGAAAGGCCAAAGUUUGAACAAAUUGUUGGAAUUCUAGACAAAAUGAUUAGGAAUCCAAAUAGUCUGAAAACACCCCUGGGAACAUGUAGUAGGCCAAUAAGCCCUCUUUUGGAUCAAAACACUCCAGACUUCACUACCUUUUGUUCAGUUGGAGAAUGGCUACAAGCUAUUAAAAUGGAAAGAUAUAAAGAUAACUUCACAGCGGCUGGCUACAACUCCCUUGAAUCAGUGGCCAGGAUGACUAUUGAGGAUGUGAUGAGUUUAGGGAUCACACUUGUUGGCCAUCAGAAGAAAAUUAUGAGCAGCAUUCAGACUAUGAGAGCACAAAUGCUACAUUUACAUGGAACUGGUAUCCAAGUGUGAUAAGCAUUUCUCCCUUAUGAGGGAGAUUUUGGACUGCAAGAGAACAGUACUGGCUUUCAGUAUAUGCAUAGAAUGCUGCUAGAAGACAGAUGAUGUCCUGGGUCCUUCAUGCAGUGAAGAGAAAAAUUAAGAAGCACCUAUAGACUUGAACUCCUAAGUGCCACCAGAAUACAUUAAAAAAAAAAAAAGGGAAUUUAGGAUCCACCACUGGUGGCCAGGAAAACAGCAGUGACAAUAAACAAAGUACUACCUGAAAAACAUCCAAACACCUUGAGCUCUCUAACCUCCUUUUUAUCUUAUAGACUUUUUAAAAUGUACAUAAAGAAUUUAAGAAAGAAUAUAUUUGUCAAAUAAAAUCAUGACUUAUUGUUAAAUCAAUGAAAUAUUUUCCUUAAAUAUGUGAUUUCCGACUAUUCCUUUUUAAGAUCAUUUGUGUUUAUUCUUCAUAAGGACUUUGUUUUAGAAAGUUGUUUAUAGCUUUGAAACUUUUUAGUGUUAAUUGAUGACACAUUACUUAUUACACUGGGUACCUUUACAAGAAUCUCAAAUUUAAAACACACACACACUCAAACACACAGAGACAUGCACACACACACACACACACACACACAUGCGUGCACACAUACACACACAGAGCAUGAAAGAAGAUAUAUCUGUCAGAACAUUGGUAUCCUUUUUUUGUGCCAUUUUGUUUUGUUUAAUUAGUACUGUUUAUACUAUUGUUUGCUAAUUGGCAGGUAGUCAAGAAAAUGCAAGUUGCCAAGAGCUCUGAUAUUUUUUAACAAGAAAUUUUUUUGUAAAAAUCAGACAACAAACUAUCUUUUCAAUGAAAAAAAAGCAAUAAUGAUCCAUAAAUACUAUAAGGCACUUUUAACAGAUUGUUUAUAGAAUGAUUUUACUAGACAGAAUUUAAUUAAAAUAAACUCAAAUUGUAGGCUUACGACUAUAUUUAAAAAUAUGAGGCAAUUCAUCAAAGACUGAUGAAGACGAGUCUCUGAAAGCAAAAACUAUCCAGUGUUAUCUAAAAUUUUAUCUGAGCACAUCUUUUUGUUUUCAGUAUCCUGACAUUAGGAAAUUUGAGAACUAGUUAACAUAAAUUUUAUAACCUAUUCUGUUUAAUGCAGUCCAAAUACAAAAGGAAAGAAUUAAGUUUUAUAUUAGAAACUCUGAAGCAUGCUAAAAGGGGCAGUUCACAAUUUUCACCUUUCCAAAACAAAUUGCUGCACAGAAUAUCACUAUUGCAGUUCUGAAAAAUAGCCUUUUAUUUGUGAACGCUGAUGUGAGAAGCUUGUUAGAUGAAAAAGGACGUUUUACCAUCUAAGGGAGAGGUAAAGGAACUGGCUUUUCUUUUCUUAAGCUUUAUUUAUUAAAUCAUAUUAUUUGAUUACUGUGUAAACUUUCAUAAGCAAUAAUUAAAUGUGUCUUUAUAGAUAUUUCAGGAAUGUAUACAUAUUGUGAGUAAUGCUUUCAAAAGUUUUGAAAAUCAUGAACUACCCCAGAAUUGAACUGUUGUACUUCCAAAGAGAAUUGGGCUGUUUAUAAUGAUUUUAAUAGAAAAAGAUCCCAGGGAUCAGUCAUAAUUGGUCUUGUUUGAUAAUGUGGGCAUCCACAAACAAACAAAUAACAGAAGCAAAAUCUGUAAAUGUUUCUUUGUAAAACUUGUAAAUUUUAUUUAUACUGUCUUGUUUUGUACACACAUUUCUCUGUAGUGAGCUCUGGAUACAUUAAAAAUGCACUAUAUUUUUCUAUUUUACUUGCAGAGCAUCACAAAAGAACAGGUAUUUUCAGUGCUACACAAUGUGUUUUCCCACAUUUAGGACCAAAGAUGGCUAUAGAAAAACUCAAAUGGAUUGCUUCCCAAAACCUUCCCUAUCUUUUUUUUUCUUUUAACUCACUGUACAGUGUUAUUUGAUAUUUUAAUUUAUUUUUUUGAUUGACUAGAAAAAUCAUUUUAAUUUCACUAAAAUGUUUUUGUCCCUGAGGAAAAAUAAUCUGUAAAGUAAUUUUAAUUAGCAUAAUAAGUCACCUAGACACUUCCAUUUGUAAUCUUUGUAAUAGACUGUAAAUAUAUUUUUGGAACUAUAACACAAUGUGCUUGAGGGUUAUUUUUCAGUGUCUGCAGUGUAUACAAGUGUUUAUACUAAGUACAGCACUUUACAAUUCUAAUCAGUAGCAUUGGCCUUUGUGAGAAUGAGUGAAAGAGUUGAGUGAGUGUUCUUAAUUCCUUUUGGAUUCUAGACUCACUAAUAAUGAAGUUCUUUUCUUGUUCAUAGCUUAAGGUGCUUAUUUUUUCUAUUAAAAUUAAAUUAACAAAAAGCCAUUCUAGAAAUAGAAGACAUAGUAUGGUACAUGCAAACGGUGUCUUUCCUGCUUUUUUCUAGCUCUAGAUUUAUAGUUGAGUAGUCUUUCUUGAGUAGAAGGGCAGAAUAAAAGUUUUUUUGAGUUUUUUUUCAAAAAUAACUUUUUUCUUCAGCAAUAUACCUCAUCUGCCUUAAAUUUUUUACAGCUCUUUACAGGGAAAGGGGAGAAGGGAUGGGAAAGACACACAGCACAAUAGGAAGUGUAUGAGUACAUCACUCUUGUUUGUAGGUUUCUUUUCCCAAUUAACAUUAUGAUUUUUAAAUACAUGUAUGUGAAACAGAUAUUCAGAGUUAAAGAAUUAACAUUGUAAUGCUGAUUGUAAUACUCUCUUCCAGAAAGAGAUGGAAUGGUAAAACAAUAAGAAUGUAAAACUUGCACCUUGAAAUACUUUCUUUUGAUAAAUUAGUGCUCAGGGGAGGAAAGGUAGAGAAAGCAAAUGUCAAACUGAGAAUUCAAAAAAUUUUAAAAAUGCAAAAGGAAAUGGCCUCCUUGCUUUAACAGAGCCACCUUUUUUAGAACACUGUCUUCACACUUGACUUGUGUUUUGCAUUCAGUACUGAAAUAAAAGUACUUUUUAUUACGUCUGAAUCUAACAUUUUCUCGGCAAUUGACCUGGCCUUGUUUACGAGAACUGGUGGUUUAUGCUUGUCAGAGCACUAUUAGUUGAAUCAUAUUGUAUACUUAUGUAAUCUACAUUAGCUAGUACUAUUUAGGACUAUAUUUUAAUUGCUCCUCUUAUCCGUGUUUUUAAGACAAUUAAAAUGGUGUAAUUCACCUCUCUUUUUAAUUUAGGUAAUGCUGAUAAUCUCCCUUUUGUUUCCUGGGUAGCCUAGAACUGUGCUACUCGCUGAUGUGCAUGUUCAAAUAAAUUACUGAUGUGUAUUUUUUUGCUAUAUGUGGCGGAAUCAUGGGGAACUCGGGGCGAGAUGUGCUUUUUGUUGGUUGAAUUUGUCCCUCCUUGCCUAAGAAUUAAUACAGGGGUCAUCCUUUUAUAAGGACAAACUGCUUUUGAACAGUGUCUUCAAUGUAUCAAGCACAAAUAUCUCUUUCUUCAACACGAAUCAUAAGUCUCUUUUUACCAGCUUAAAAUAAUAAACGAGUCUAUUAGACAAUGUAAAGAAAACCCUGUCUCCAGUCAUUGGUGGAUUCUUUACGUCCCUUAUUCAUGCUUCAUUUUCUUACACAAUAUCAUGACUGAGGUUGGAAUAAAGAUUUCAUUGAAA
Molecule: messenger RNA, 6859 nt
Organism: Sorex araneus (European shrew)
Lineage: Eukaryota; Metazoa; Chordata; Mammalia; Eulipotyphla; Soricidae
Gene: EPHA7
Product: EPH receptor A7
Exons: 17
Coding region: 279-3275 (998 amino acids)
Biological process (GO): cell surface receptor protein tyrosine kinase signaling pathway; axon guidance; protein phosphorylation
Cellular component (GO): neuron projection; plasma membrane
Molecular function (GO): ATP binding; transmembrane-ephrin receptor activity; protein binding
Source: RefSeq, a predicted model, not a curated record